ACCCUCUCCCGACCACCUAUCCUUCUUCCUCGCCUUCUCCUACCUUUCGCUCCCCAUGGUCGUCGGCACAGCUACAGACGCGAACGGCUUCUACGUCCCCUUCCAAUAUCCUUACGUCGACGAUGCACCUCAGUCCAGUGAGGACGGCUCCGGCCUCCACUCCCCAACCUUCAUCGAUUCAGACGCGUCCAUGGAUGCCCGUAGACACGGCUUCCGCGCGUCGCCCUCAGACAUUGAUAUACGCUCCGUAGAGGGACUGAUAGCAGAUCGUUUUCCCGUAACCCAUACCAAUGCGGGCAACGGACUCCCUGCAUACGUCUCGCUCCCAUACUCACAUGCUCAGAACGAACUUCAAUAUCCUAAUUAUCUGCAUUCGGGCCACUCGCACGUUUUUGAGAAUGAGAGGCGCUAUAUACCCCGAGAGGACGAGGGACUCUUGCAGUCCAACCCAGCAGUGUUUCCCCCCGGUAGACAUCCAGGCAAUAAGUCACUGGAAAUGCCGCGUCCUUUGACUAUCCCCUCUCUCCUCCCGUCAAAUCCUAUGCCCAUGAACAACCGGAUGAUUGGUCGAGUUGAUGCUGACUCGACUCAUGUAGCGGAAUUCCGUCCUGGAAUGCAUCAGCAAGAAAUUACCUCGCCCCUUUCAUCAACUACAACUGAGGCUCCGUUAAGCGCAAGAUCUCCUGUGGUAGAGACAAGUGGGAGUACUCACCCGCCUUCCAGGCGGGAGCCAUCUCUUGUGGUUAUUGCAUGCCGCCAAUGCCGUGCUCGAAAGAUCCGUUGCGAUUCUACUCGCCCUUCCUGCAAUAAUUGCAUACGACGUCAGAACGAAUGUCAAUAUGAUGCUGUUCCAAAGAGGCGUGGACCCGAUAAGCGACCUGGGACUCGUCAGCGCUCGUGUAAGAAGCGACCUGCAGAUGGUUCAAUGCCUAUGAAGAAGAAACAGAAGAAGGGCGGACUCGCUGAGUCCCCGACAGUCACCUCGCCUUCGUCAAGUGCCGUAAAAUCGGAGGACAACGACAGAACUACUGAUGGCAGAGUCAACGGAGCUGUUCUACCAGUAGGUACUGUUGGACACCAUCACGUAAAUUCGGGGCUUGCGCACGGCACUCGAGCUGACUAUGAUAGUACAGCUGGGGGGAUGGGAGGCGCGGUCGGGAUGCAUGCAAAAGCGAAUUUAAACCUGCGCCUGGACAUGAACUUCAUGGAUCGCCCGCAGUCGGCGUAUGGUUCCGGUCAGCUCAGUUCGAACUCCCACUCGCGGACCCACUCAACCCAGUCGUCUCAGUCUCAUCACCUGUCAUCAGGGAGCGUCUCGCCAACCACGAGCAUGUCUCUCCAUACUAUUAGCGCAUUAUCCCCCGAACUGCGUUUCCCCAAGUCCUCAUUCCGGGACGACCCCUUUUCGAAGUAUGAGCAGUCAAGUGCGGAAAGCUUAUCUGAUUCCGAGCUUACUGGUCGUUCAUUUGCACGUCAACUUAAUCUCAACGCCCUUUCCCCUCAUACGCACGUGUAUCUUCCUUCCCCUAACGAUCUUAAUAAUAGUAAACUUUGGUGGGAUACUCUCCUGCAUGAAUAUUCACCCUCAUUGGAGCAUUCCGAAGCAGCUAUAUUCCAUGAUUUAACUUCACUCUUUAAUAGUUCCAUUCAUUGGCUUUCAUUCUUGAACGAGAAGUAUUUUUUCCGAAGGCUCUCUGAUCCGUCAGAAAGAGAGAAGAUGCAACCGUCACUUGUAUAUGCAGCUCUCGCCCUUGCAACACUUUUGCGGUCUAGUGAAAUUGAGUUGGGGGAAACAGGUCGUGAACGAGCGCUUCGACUGCGCGAUGUCGCUCAGGCCCAUCUAGAAUCUUCCUGGAACGCUUCAUCAGUCGAUCCGUCUUUGGCCCAGGCUGCUUUGUUGAUCGCGGUUUUUGAAUCGUCCGCUCAUCCGCUGUAUAGUGCCGAAAGAGCUUGUGCUUCGCUCAUUCUCCUCGACCAGAUCAUUCGCACAUUGGCACUUACGGCAAUCGAUCUUGCGGACCCGAAUGCCUGUGUCUUCUCACCCGAUUCCGUGCCGAGUGUUCCCCGUCCUACUGCCCAUGAUAUCACGCUUGAGGACCAAUGCUAUUGUGCGCCACCCAUCCAUUCUCCCCAACUUGAUUUGGGUCGCGGAGGUCGAUUAUCUCCGAACUGGUCCACGAGUAUUAUAUGGGACCCCGCCUGGACAGUUGAGGAGAUAGAGAGGGAGCAAACACGCAGGCUCUGUUGGGCAGCCCUUUCUCUAAGUGCUGAUCACGCCGUCCAUUGCAGUGCUCUUCACAAAGAACCACUGGAUCUGUUCAUCAGCCGGCCCGAGAAUUAUGCACUCCUCUUUCCCGGUGAAAAGCGUGCCUCCGCCGAUGAAGGCCACCAGGGCCCUUAUGUGUCACCAAAACAAUCGAUCUGGGCGCUUUAUUGCAGGAGUAUGCUGCUUUGGAACAGUUGCUUGCAUUUGCGUAAACUCGCGAGUGAUUCGGAAAAAGCGGAGUUCUCCGUUAACGCUUGGCUUGAAGCCUCCGACAUUGAGGAUGCGUUGGACGCACACCACUGCUCAACAGAAUCGCACUUGAUGUAUAUGACCCGCGAACAUGUAUUCAACACACGCAUUGCGGUGUCGUACGAAUUCCGACGGCUUCAGAACGUUGAUAGUGGGACAUUGCCGAAGUUCAAUCGUCGCCAGGCCGAGGAAUGGAUCUACUACCAAACUCAGACUGCGAAUCGAUUCAAGUCCAUUCUUCACGAUGGGCGAGACCCUUUGGCACAAGUGCUUGCACGUCGGCCAUUUUACGUGGUCAGCGGACUUCUUGCUUCCGUUGUUUCUGAACUUGUCCUGAUAUUGACGGAUUUUCCUGUGCAGUGGUGGUUCAUGAGCCAGUUGGCAAUAAGCAUGUCUCUUUGGGUUUACGAUAAUACUUUGAUUGAGGCUCUGGAGCUAUCGAAGGCCUUUCUUGUCCCACUGAACAUGCUCAGCGCUCUCUGGCCUUGCCGUGUUCAACGCGAGCAGUAUAUUGGGUUAUGGAGUGAACUUGACGACCACUGCAGGAAGGCAGAUGUCCCUCUACCACCUCGUCCCACAUAUGCUCUUCCUCGUUCAUUUAAUCAUUGAAUGCCUUUAUCUACUUCUUCGAUUCUGGAUUGAACAAUACCCAACCCAUAAUCGCUGUGCAUUGCAAUUCUCACGAUCUCUCGUCUGGAACUUUGAAAGCACUUUAAACCUGUCUCCACUCCUUUGUUUCGAUGGAAUUUGUCUUUUAUGCAUGUUUGUGUAGCAAUAGGUCCGCUGUCUGUUUCGUAAUUCCCCUGCGUGGUUUUGUAUUAAUUCAUCACCCUCCUUGUUUUGUUUACUUGCUUUUGAGUUUUGACAUCUUCUGACUUGUCCUAUCUCGUCGUGGAUCUAUUCCCCCUGUCUCUGCCGGAUUAUACCAAACUGAUUCUUAGCUAACUGUGUACUGUAUUCCAUAUAACUUACAUAUUUACGAAAUCCAAUUCGC
Fomitiporia mediterranea MF3/22 is the source of this 3509-nucleotide messenger RNA. RefSeq lists its product as uncharacterized. Gene Ontology annotation, biological process: regulation of DNA-templated transcription. The coding region runs from base 56 to 3124 and encodes 1022 amino acids. Gene Ontology annotation, molecular function: DNA-binding transcription factor activity, RNA polymerase II-specific; zinc ion binding. The transcript has 14 exons. The record is from RefSeq and is a predicted model, not a curated record. NCBI's taxonomy places the organism in Eukaryota, Fungi, Basidiomycota, Agaricomycetes, Hymenochaetales, Hymenochaetaceae.